GAACGUCGCAUUCACUCGGAUUUGGAUCCUGUUUCCAAAAUGAGGAUCUUUCAAGUAGUUCUGACGCUUUCCGCAUUUACUUUGGUCUCUGCAGCAUGGGAAGGAGAGACCAGAGUGGAAGAACUUUGCCGGGAGCGAAACGAAGCGGGAAAAGAUGCAUUCAAAGCUAUGGUAAUUGCUCUGUACAGUCAGAAGUUUGCCAAUGGUACAUUUGAAGAAAUCAGUGCCACUUCUGACCACAUUCUUAAAAUAUUGGAAAAGUGUUGUUCCCCUGAUGCUAAUCCAGGUUGUUAUGAGAAGGAGACUCGGGAACUGGUUACAUUGUUCUGUAGAAAAGACUCCCCAUUUCCAAAGCACCCAGAUCUGGACAAGUGCUGCGGCAAAGGUGAACAUGAAUGGGGAUUGUGUCUCGCGUCCUUGCACUAUUCCUCUGAGGAGCUGCCGUCUCUCCAGGAGCUCACAAACGAGGAAAUCUGUGAGCAGUUGAAACAUGGCGCUCAAGUCUUCUCAGCAAGGUAUACGUAUGAGCUUUCCAGGAGGUACCAAUCUAUUCCAGCUGAUCUGGUGCUAAAAGCUACAAAGAAUUAUGUGGAAAUGGCUGAGAAGUGCUGCAGCCGAUCACUUUCCAAGAUCUGUUUCCUCCAAGAGAGAUUACAGCACAAGGAUUUUAAUAUUUUCUUGAGAUAUGCUUCAAAUGUUUGUGAAAAUGCAAGACACUUGAAAACCCAUAAAACAGCGUUCAUGGUGUAUUACGCCAGUCUGCUGAAGCUCCCGUUCGACGACGCCUUCACCGCGACCCGCUCCAUACGUGACAAUCUGGCCUGGUGCUGCUCACAGAAAAAUUCCCGUUGUCUGACAGAGAAGUUCACAGAACUCCACCAAGCCCUCUGUAAUGACUCGUCCCCUGGGCUGAAGUCCGAGGACUUUCAGAAAUGCUGCGGCAAAGCCCCGCCGGGCGCCCUGCCCUGCAUGGACAACCUGGAGAGACACGCCCAGCUGUUCCCCGGCACAGCGCUGUCCUCUCUGUCUGACCUUUGUGACACCGGCGACGGCAAGGCACUGCAAAGGUUUUGGUUUCAGACUGGAGCCAAGUAUCCUUCUAUCCCUGUGUCAGUGUUUGCUUCCUUCAUGGACGUCAUCAAACUAAUUUCAGAGCCCUGCUGCAAUGCUUCUGAUGCCAAAGGUUGCGUGAACUUCAACCUGACUGACUUCGCAACGGCUGCUUCAAAGUUUGAACACCUUUGCUCAAAAUAUUUCAAACUGGACUGGGCCGAGUUCAAAAAAGCGGUUCAGGGAGACUUGCAAAGUGAAGCCCCGGCGGCGGCGGCGGCGGAGGCGGAGGCGGCGAGCCAGAACCACGACGAAGCCAGGGCUCAGGUCUUGACAAAUUUCGCCUCAAGCUGCUGCUCCCGAUACGCACCGGCAAGGAAAUGCAAAAACAUGGUAGAAGAAAUGACGGUGUGCAAGAAGGACGACUGUUGAGUACCCGGAUGAUGUGACGCCCGACAGGUGGAAUGCAGCAGAGAUGGAAAGGGACAAAUACAUGCAGACACAAACUAUAAUGCUAUAUUAAUGGCAGUCAUUUAAAGAAUAAAUAACAAUAAAUAUAGUCGUGCAAAAGCUUCACAGCUCUUUUGGUCUCAUCAUCCCCAUGGAGAAAUUCUUGUGUUUUUAAGAAUGUGAUCCUACUGUUUCUUGUAUAAGAAACGAAAUCGGUGGGCGGGUUGCAAAUUUCCCCAUUGUAUGUACAGCUGCUACUAGUUUAAUCAUUAAUGAUUUAUUAUUGUUAGUGUAAUAAAGUUUGAUUUCACACACAA
Molecule: messenger RNA, 1817 nt
Organism: Scleropages formosus (Asian bonytongue)
Lineage: Eukaryota; Metazoa; Chordata; Actinopteri; Osteoglossiformes; Osteoglossidae
Gene: gc
Product: GC vitamin D binding protein
Exons: 12
Coding region: 40-1482 (480 amino acids)
Biological process (GO): vitamin transport
Cellular component (GO): cytoplasm; blood microparticle
Molecular function (GO): vitamin D binding; vitamin transmembrane transporter activity
Source: RefSeq, a predicted model, not a curated record